Dipodomys ordii (Ord's kangaroo rat) is the source of this 1939-nucleotide messenger RNA. It is a transcript of the gene Frrs1, whose product is annotated as ferric-chelate reductase 1. Lineage: Eukaryota; Metazoa; Chordata; Mammalia; Rodentia; Heteromyidae. Gene Ontology annotation, molecular function: oxidoreductase activity, acting on metal ions. Bases 72 to 1850 code for a protein of 592 amino acids. The record is from RefSeq and is a predicted model, not a curated record. The transcript is spliced from 16 exons.
AAAGUAGAGACUUCAGUGAUUUGCCCCAUAUCUCACAGUUGGUAUUUGGGAGAGUUGAAAUUCAAAUCCAGAUGGCAUCUCCUGGAUUUGCCCUCAGUGCCUUCAUGCUUCUAUGGCUCAUUAGAUCUGUAGUGAAUUAUCCCAAUGGGAAAGUCACACAGUCUUGUGAUGGCAUGAUUCCCCAACAUGGCCACAGCCCACAGUCGGAGCCCAUCCAUCGCCUCACAGUGAGUGACAGGACAUUCAGACCAGGAGACAAGAUUGAAGUUACUCUGUCGGGACCACCAUUUAAAGGCUUUCUCUUAGAAGCCCGGGAUGCUGAACGCUUGAGUGGCCCUCCUAUUGGCUCCUUCACAGUGAUUGACAGCCAGGUGUCACAGCUUCUGACUUGUGAGGAUGUACAGAAAUCAGCUGUGAGCCACAGAAGUUCAUCCAAGAAAACAGAAGUGAGAGUCUAUUGGAAUGCUCCAAGCAGUGCCCCAAAUCAUGUACAGUUUCUAGUCACGGUUGUUGAGAAGUAUAAAAUCUACUGGGUGAAGAUUCCUAGUGACGUAAUUUCGCAACCGAAUGCACUUCCUUUUACGACACCUAAAGCCACCAGAAUGCCAUUGUCAACAUCUCCCCCAGUUUCCCACUUAACCAAACCAUUCAAUGCCUCAGACUGUGGGAACAAGAAGUUCUGUAUUAGGAGUCCUUUGAACUGCGAUCCAGCGGAUGAGCCUGCCUGUGUCUUCUUGUCCUUCACCAGGCACGACCAGUCGGUUCUGGUUGAAAUGAGUGGUCCCAGUGAAGGCUACUUAUCCUUUGCACUUUCUCAUGACCGAUGGAUGGGUAAUGAUGAUGCUUACAUCUGUAUUCAUGAAGAUCAGACUGUGCGCAUACAACCUGCUCGUUUGACAGGGCGGAGCCACCCUGUGAUGGACAACCGGAGGCUUCUAGAGGAUAUGGCCUGGGGGCUGACGGAUGGUGUUAUCCAGUGUUCUUUCCGCAGAAACAUUACCCUUCCUGUGGAGGAGAAUAGGUUUGAUCUAAAUGCAAGCUACUACAUUUUUCUAGCAGCUGGUGCAGCCAGUGAUGGUAAAAUUUCUAAACACUCUAAGCAACCCUUGAUUACUUAUGAAAAAUAUGAUGUGACCGGUUCUGCAAAGAAUGUAGGAGGCUCUCGGUCUUCACUGCUCUUGAAGGCUCAUGGUGCGCUCAUGUGUAUGGCCUGGAUGACUACAGUUAGCACAGGUGUAUUGGUUGCCCGAUUUUUCAAGUCUGUUUGGUCCAAAGCUUUCUUGCUCAGAGAAGCAGCUUGGUUUCAGGUGCAUCGGCUGCUCAUGCUCACCACGUCUGCGCUCACUGCUGUUGCCUUUGUUUUGCCUUUUCUAUAUAGAGGAGGUUGGAGUUGGCAUGCAGGUUACCACCCGUUCCUGGGCUGUACAGUGAUGAUUUUAGCAGUCCUUCAACCUCUUCUGGCAGCUUUCAGGCCACCUGUGCAUCACCCAAGGCGGCAGAUGUUUAACUGGACCCAUUGGAGUGUGGGAACAGCUACGAGAAUAAUUGCAGUGGCAGCCAUGUUCCUGGGAAUGGAUUUACCAGCUUUGGACCUUCCUGGUCCACAGAAAACCUAUACGAUGAUUGGAUUUGUGGGCUGGCACAUUGGAACUGAAAUCAUCCUAGAGAUACACGCUUACUGGCUCUCUCGAAAAGUGCAAAUACUGGAUGAUGACAGAAUUCAGAUCCUUCAGUCUCUGACGUCAGCGGAGGCAGAGGGCCAUGCUUUUAAAAAGGCUGUGUUGGCAAUUUAUGUCUGUGGGAAUGUGACUUUUCUCAUCAUGUUCUUCUCUGCAAUCAGCCGUCUCUAAGCAAGCUAAGACCUUGCUUUCUAUGGACCAGGUGAAAAUCAUUCUCAAACCAAAGGAACUCACAGCUGAUACUCCCUGCCUGCAGCAGA